This is a messenger RNA of Coccidioides immitis RS, 1138 nucleotides long. RefSeq lists its product as uncharacterized. The record is from RefSeq and is a predicted model, not a curated record. The transcript is spliced from 3 exons. Bases 84 to 389 code for a protein of 101 amino acids. NCBI's taxonomy places the organism in Eukaryota, Fungi, Ascomycota, Eurotiomycetes, Onygenales, Onygenaceae.
CAAGAGGCUGGGAGAAAGUUGCUUCGGGACUAUCAUUCUUAUCGCACCCCCUUUUUUUUUUGGUACUCAUCAGAUCCAAUCGAAUGCUCAAGUUUCCCCCAGCCAUCCACACACGUCGUUGUGUGGCUGUCAAAAUGAGGUUUCGGCUCUCUUGCCCAGAUGCAUGUGCAAUCAUUGUGUCUCUUUUUUUCAAUAUUAGUGGGCGAUAUAAUCAUGGAUCCGGAAGGCUUGAUUCUGGAGCUAUUUUUAAAGGUGCAUCCUUUUGGCGUUGGAGAGGUUGUGAUUCGCUCCGUCCGAUGGGUUCGACGGACGAUGCGGUUGGAUGCGUCGCCGGCUCACCACAUUACCUCCAUCCAAUGAGGAAGUAUGGACAAUAUGUCCUCCGUUAAGAUGAACCCCUUUGAUGGGCAAGACCUCGUGCCUCGCUAACGGUCGCUGUCUGCUUCGCGCGAUUCAAUUGGAACAUGCAACCUCCAUCCAUGAGGGGAAGCAUGCGAUUUGAGCGCUGAACCACUCAGCAUCAAUCCCAAGAGCAAUCCAAAGGGAUCGCAAGAAGCAAAAGGAUAUUCCAGCCCUGAAUCUUGCAGCGACCGUGCUGGGAUCAUUACCGAUCCAUGCCUGUUCUGAUGCAGAUUUUCCUGAAAAUUCCCGCUGAAGUAACCCCCCUGACAAGGUUUCUGUCGUGAGAGGAUGCCCCCCGGGGCGGAAGGAAAACAGAAUUUGACUCGGCGUCUUCGGGCAGGAAUAUCUUCAAGUCAGCACGAAAACAGCACCUGUCGCUCGCAUGACAAUAUUUUCCGGUCUGGCCUUGUGAUGGAGGGAGUACUACUCCAUACUCUAUCAACAAAUUCUACAAACUGACCCUCCGACUGAGCAGAUGUAGUACGCGCCGGAUGCUCAGAGAUGUACGGAAUAUGAAGGUACACCCUGACGUCUAAACCUGUAUGCUGGACGCUGGAUAGCCAUCGAUACCCGUUGCUUGAGCGCAAUCAGAUGGGGGGUAUCACCAACCAGGGACCCCGGUUUCGGGGAAGAUUCUGUCAAGAAAGACGAUCGCCACAGAAAUGCAGGCAUACAUAUGAAGUACGGAGUACACUGUAUAACUUUGCAAAUCACCUAAUUAAGCGCUUCAUCUGUC